CGAUAGUGCGAUGACACGAGGUCGUGAAACGAAGGAAGGAAAGCGGAGAAGAGCGAGUCUCAUGCUCAGGGAAGUCUUUUGUACUCCCGCGCGACACGAUGGAUCCUCUCUCUGGACGGGGUCCAGAUGCAAGUAUGAGUCGCGUAGCGCUACAGUAGUGGCUGCCGCCGCUCGGGAACUGGAUGGCCAGCAACGGUCAGUCGCGGCGGCGCGUUUUCUUCUUCUUCUUCUUCUUCUUCUUCUCUUUCGUCUUUCGCGAUCUGGCUUCCUCUUGGAAUGCGCUGUGACAGCGGUAUUGCUUUCGCUUGAUAUCGACUUCUGUCUGAUCGGAUCAUUGAGAUUCUCUGGUUGACGCGGUGAAAGUACGAGGAAGAAAGAGAGAGAGAGAGAGAGAGAGAGAGAGAGAGAGAGAGAGAGAGACAGACAAACGUGGGUCUGACAAACUCCACGUGGUGAAGCGGCACGAUAUAAAGACGACUACCCGAGUACACUGAACACCACGACGAUCGAGCGAAGAACAUGAAACGAAUCAUGGACUUAUUCGUCUGGACGCUGCUGGUUCCGCCGCUUCUCCUAUUCACGACGAAUUUCUCACAACAGGCCGGUGCGGUAGCAACAGUAGAAUGCCCACAGAAAUGCCUAUGCUAUAACAGCACAAUGCAUGUGCGAUGUAUGUUUCUAAAACUGAACCAGAUGCCAAGAGUACCCGCUAAUGUCACCGUUCUAGAUCUCCGAUUUAACAGUAUCGCGGAAGUGCGCGCGGGGUCGUUUCACGGACUCGGUAAAUUACACACCCUGCUACUAAAUGACAACCACAUUCGACGACUGCCGGUGGACGCGUUCGAGGGCGCACCGAAUCUACGGAUACUCUACUUGUACAAAAAUCGCUUGGAGUACAUUGCGCCGGGCGCGUUUGCGGGUUUACCGCGACUCGAGCAGUUGUAUCUGCAUCACAACCAUCUACGAGAGAUCCGACCAGGUACGUUCAACGAUCUACCGGCGCUGGAGCGUCUGUUUCUACACAACAAUAAGCUUCAUCGUCUGCCGGCGGACGCGUUCGUCAACGUCGGUCCGAUGACGCGGUUGCGUCUCGACAGCAACGCACUCAUCUGCGACUGCAAUCUGGUCUGGCUGGUAGAACGCCUGCGGGACAAAUCUACGGAGAUGGCGGCGAUUUGCCAAUCUCCGCACAAGAUGAAGGGUCGCUCUUUAGCUACAAUGUUGCCCAAGGACUUUCAUUGCACAAAACCGCGCAUUAUAAAGGGUCCGGAAGACACCGUGGUGCAAUUUGGUGAGACGAUGACGUUGACAUGUCGAGUAACGGGUGAUCCGACACCAAAGAUUAAAUGGAUGAAAAACAAAUGGAGAUAUUCGUGGGAAAUCAAUGAUGAUGAUAACGAAAAGUAUGUGAUCCACGAAGACGGCGAGAAAUACGUGAUCCGCGAGGACGGCACUUUGGUGAUCUCCGGCACGACCGAGCAGGACAGCGGGAUGUACGAGUGCGUAGCCAGCAGCGAUAUGGGCUCGACCAAGUCGAGAAGGGCCAGAGCGGUGAUUACGGCGACGUCCCGGUUGAUACUCGCCGAGAGGCCGGAAUCGCGGAACGUGAGCACCGGCACCAACGUGACCUUCUCCUGCCGAGCGCUGAGCAAUCCCAAGCCAGAUGUCCGCUGGUUCCGAGAUGGCCGAUCGAUCUCUUUUGGCGAGAGAAUCUCGCUCGAGAAUGACGGCACCUCGCUGCGCAUUAUCGCGGUGAAGGAAACCGACGCGGGCAAAUACGAGUGUUACCUCAAGAGCAUUGAUCAUAUGGUUCAUCUCUUCGCGGAUUUGAAUGUUGUAGACUUGACGGCGGCGCCCCGAUUGCUCUUCAGACCGCGAGACAUGGAGGCGGAAUCGGAUGCCACCGUCGAGAUACCUUGUCGAGCCGAAGGCAUCCCCAAGCCUCUGAUACAAUGGAAGAAAGACGGUAGCGCGCUCGAAGGCAAUAGGUUCAAGAUCAUGCGCGGGGGAAGUCUUGUUAUUUUUAACGUGACUCCGCAAGACUCCGGCAGAUACGAGUGUUCGGCUGUAAACGAUUAUGGGCGCGCAACGGCCGAUGCGUUGGUGCGCGUUCGGCAGCCUGGUACAACGGACACGCUCGUCGUACGAGCCUUCCAAAGUGCCACCGAAGAGAUCGAUCGUGCUAUCAAUAAAACGCUAUCGUCUCUCUUUAAUCCCGACAGUUCAUCCAAACACAUUCAUCCGUUCCGAAUGUUACGAUUUCCGAAUGCAGUGGGUCGCGCGGCCGCCAGACCCGCCGAACUCUUCGAGAGAACUCUCGUCAAUAUUCGACGUAUGGUGGACGCCGGCAAGAAGGCAAACGUCACCGGUGACUUUCGUUACGAAGAAAUUUUGACGCUCGAACAGGUGAAGGAAAUCGAACGAUUGUCCGGCUGCACCGGUCAUAGAGGUCGACAGAAUUGCACCAACAGAUGCUUCCAUCAGAAAUACCGGAGCAUAGACGGCAGUUGCAAUAAUCAACGCCAUCCAACUUGGGGGUCGUCGUACACGGGAUUUCGUAGGAUCCUACAACCCAUCUACGAGAAUGGUUUCUCGACGCCGGUCGGUUGGGAGAAAGGACGACGUUACUACGGUUACCCGAAGCCCGCCGCACGCCUCGUGUCGACCACGCUUAUCUCCACUAACGAUAUCACGUCGGACGAUCAGAUCACCCACAUGGUGAUGCAGUGGGGCCAAUUUUUGGACCAUGAUCUUGAUCACGCGUUACCGUCGGUGUCGAGCGAGUCGUGGGACGGGAUCGAUUGCAAAAAAUCGUGCGACAAUGCCGCGCCCUGCUUCCCUAUGGAAGUGCCGGUAGGUGAUCCGCGCAUCGACAACCGACGAUGCAUCGAUUUUGUGAGAAGUAGCGGGGUGUGCGGCUCCGGGGCGACCAGUAUCCUAUGGGGAGCUGGCUUGACACCGCGGGAACAGUUGAAUCAGCUGACCAGCUACCUGGACGCGUCGCAGGUUUACGGCUACGACGACGAGCUGGCGCGCGAUCUCCGCGAUCUCACCACGGACCGUGGACUGCUCCGGGAAGGUGCCGCACUCCCCGGUCACAAGCCUCUGCUGCCGUACGCGUCCGGCCAGUUUGUCGACUGUCGCAGAAAUCCACUGGAGAGCUCGAUCAAUUGCUUCGUAGCCGGUGACAUUCGCGCGAACGAGCAGGUUGGCCUGCUGGCCAUGCACACCAUAUGGCUGCGCGAGCACAAUCGCUUAGCUCGCGCCUUACACGAGAUGAAUCCACAUUGGAACGGCGAGAAGCUCUAUCAUGAGGCGAGACGUAUCGUCGCCGCUGAGAUGCAACACAUUACCUAUCGGCACUGGCUGCCGCGAAUAUUUGGGCCGGCGCUCGACGGCGAUUCUGCUUUGCCGCCGUACCGGGGCUACGAUCCCAACGUCGACGCCAGCGUGUCCAAUGUUUUCGCCACCGCCGCUCUGCGUUUCGGUCAUUCGCUCAUUCAACCGCGUCUCGAGCGACUGAACGCCUCCUUUCGAUCAAUUUCACAGGGCCCUCUCUCUCUGCGGGACGCCUUCUUCGCGCCGUGGCGAUUAGUCGAGGAGGGUGGCGUCGAUCCCUUGAUCCGAGGAAUGUACGCCACGGCAGCGAAGGUGAAGCUACCCGAGCAGAAUCUCAACCGAGAGCUCACCGAACAGCUGUUUCGUACCGCGCACGCGGUCGCGCUCGAUCUAGCGGCGAUGAAUAUCCAGCGAGGGAGAGAUCACGGGCUUCCUGGCUAUCUGGAGUGGCGUAACUAUUGCAACUUGUCACACGCGGAGACGUUCGAGCAUUUAGCUAGUGAUAUCAGUAGCGCUCGAGUGCGGCAAAAGUUGCGCGAAUUGUAUGGCCACCCGGGUAACAUUGACGUAUGGGUUGGUGGGAUCCUUGAGGAUCAGUUGCCGGGGAUGAAAGUCGGACCGCUCUUCAAGUGUCUUCUAUUGGAGCAAUUCCGCCGAACCCGGGAUGGCGAUCGGUUCUGGUAUGAGAAUCCGAGCGUCUUUCGCGCGGAACAGCUCAUCCAGAUUCAACAAGUAUCGCUAGCCAGAAUCUUGUGCGACAACGGCGACAACAUUACUCGCGUGCAACCAGACGUGUUUCUACUGUCUGAAACUCCCAAUGAUUUUGUCACUUGUGACGAAAUUCCUUACGUAGACUUGAACGCGUGGUCCGACUGUUGCGACAAUUGCGAGGAUCGCGACAAUACCAUCUCUCGCGUGCGCAGGGAGGCUGAGAAAUACUUUCCAUCCACUCGCUACGAUUACGCUACGAAGGAUGUAGAGUCGUUGAGUCGCGACGGAAUAAUUCGAUACCUACAAACGAUGUUCAAGGAAAAUAACGAGGAGGCUGAAAGAUUGCGAGAGCGGCUUGACGACUUGUCACAAAAAAUUAAACAACUCGAGUCAAUUUUAAAAGACAUUAGAACACAACAAUAGGAAAGUAAAAUGAAGUGCAUACAAGGCUUGGAGCAUUCUUUCUCGCUCUGCUGCAAAUGGCAUGUUCUCUAAUAUAUUCUCAUAUGCAUUUAUAUUUGUAAAUAGAAGCAUUCGCAAAAGUAA
Messenger RNA from Monomorium pharaonis (pharaoh ant), 4596 nucleotides. It is a transcript of the gene Pxn, whose product is annotated as peroxidasin homolog. The coding region runs from base 520 to 4473 and encodes 1317 amino acids. The transcript is spliced from 5 exons. Gene Ontology annotation, biological process: response to oxidative stress. NCBI's taxonomy places the organism in Eukaryota, Metazoa, Arthropoda, Insecta, Hymenoptera, Formicidae. Gene Ontology annotation, molecular function: peroxidase activity; heme binding; protein binding. The record is from RefSeq and is a predicted model, not a curated record.